AAUAAAAUUAUCCCGAGAAAAGCGCAAGGAGAUGAAGUUAAUAUAGUUUACUGCUGGGAGAGGUAUGAAAUAAAAAAGAAAAUGAGCAAAAGCAAAAUAAGAGAAAAUUUCAAAAGACAAGGAAGAAGCCAACAAAGGAACUAAAAAGUGAAAAGGGUCAAAAAAAAAAAAAAAGUCGAAUCGGACGCAGCUGUUGGGUUGGGAGGUCUCUCUUCUUGAAACAGUAACGCCAGGGUGGGUUUCCAUUGCAUUAGUGAAGUCUUCAAGUACAUCCAUUUCGUUCUUUCUUUUUUCUUUAGAGCAACCGAGGAAGCAAGUGUCCACCUUUUCGUUGGUAAUGUGGAUGUGUACGAGUUGUAGACAGUGGGAAUUGGAAGAAGGUGGACUGGCACUGUCGAAUGAAAUUGAGUUUCCAUUUGCAAAUUACCUCAAGUGUUACAACUGCCAACGCCAAGUCAGAUAAUUUCUGGAGGGAGAUUCCUUUCUCUUCCUCGCAUAUUAUGGUCUGCAUUUGUAUGUAAAUUAAGGAAUAUCCAGAUUCUUAGCCACUCUCAUUCUUAUUAUGGAUAAUAAAUGUUGCAAAUGGUAGAGUAGUGGAUUGAAGGGUGAUUGUGCUUUCUCGGUGGCUCUCUUCCUAUAUAAUCUGUUUGGUCUCUGUUGAGAGGAAAAAUCCUUCAGAUGCCCUACCGAAGCAGCAUUUCAUUUAGGACAUGAUUGAUCAGUUCAUCAAUUUUGUCAUUCGCCCUCCCAGGGCGGCUUAUAACCCCGAUCAGUAUCUAUGGGAGAGGGAUUUCACUCUUGCCGGCAGGGCAUACAAGAGACUAGACUUGGAGCUUACAAACAUAAGGGGUCAUACUCUGCAGUGCAGUCAUUAUGUGCCUUCGCCCUUCCCUGAAGAUACUCCUCUUCCUUGUGUCAUUUACUGCCAUGGAAACAGUGGAUGCAGGGCAGAUGCAAAUGAGGCUGCAGUUAUCCUUCUUCCAUCAAAUAUUACUGUUUUCACUCUUGAUUUUUCGGGUUCUGGCUUAUCUGAUGGUGACUAUGUCAGCCUUGGUUGGCAUGAGAGAGAUGACCUCAAGGUUGUGGUUUCAUAUCUAAGAAGCAGCAAACAAAUAUCUCGGAUUGGUCUUUGGGGACGAUCAAUGGGGGCGGUCACUAGCCUUCUUUAUGGAGCAGAAGACCCAUCUAUAGCUGGAAUGGUGUUGGAUAGCGCCUUCUCAAAUUUAUUUGACCUAAUGAUGGAACUUGUAGAUGUGUACAAAAUUAGGCUCCCAAAAUUUACAGUUAAAAUGGCAGUACAGUACAUGCGUCGAGUGAUUCAAAAGAAGGCAAAAUUUGAUAUUAUGGAUCUUAACUGUUUAAAGGUUGCGCCCAAAACAUUCAUUCCAACUUUAUUUGGACAUGCCAGCGAGGACAAAUUCAUUCAGUCUCACCACUCUGACCUCAUCUUUAAGUCCUAUGCAGGGGACAAAAAUAUGAUAAAAUUUGAUGGUGAUCAUAACUCCUCUCGACCCCAGUUCUAUUAUGACUCACUUUCCAUUUUCUUUUUCAAUGUUCUUCACCCGCCUCAGAGUAACGCUUCUUCAAGCAAUCUCGAGAAAUAUUACAAUUUAGGGGAUUUGAAGGUUGGUGCUGCCAUAGAUGAGAGCCUCUUAUGUGAGAUAAUCACAGGCCUCCGUUCUGCCUGUACUGAUGCUGCAAGUUCUUCUGCUGCUCCUCCUAGCAUUCCAACCAUAAAACCCGUCAGUGAACUAAUCUCUGAAGCUGUGCCUGUUACUAGUAUAGCAGUGGAUUCUGUGGUCAAUGAGAAUGAUAGGAUUAGCAGUGAUGAUCCAUCAAAGUUGCAGGAUAAGCCAAAUGGCCAGAGUGAGGAGUGUUGUUCGUAUACCAGCUCAAAUAGAGAGAGUUGGGGAAGAUGCUCUUCUCUAGGAUGCAGUGAUGAAGAAUCUUCUGCUGAAUGCAGAGCUGCUGACAACAGCCAUGAGAUGGCUCUGAAGGCUUUUGCAACACCUCUAAGAAGCAUACAACAGAAAUCCCCUAAAGCACCAAAAGAAGAAAAGAAAAAGAAGAAAACUCUAGCAGCUCCAAAGAAGCUCAAGGGCGAGAAAUUUGAAAAGCUUGAAGCCUUUAGUAAGCGGCUACGCCACUGCAUUCUAAGGCGAGUGAACCAUCAAAGACACCGCUCUUCAUGAAUGUAGCUUACUGUAGAACAUGUUAAUUAUUGUAACUGGUUGAGGUCGUGUCUAAGUAUUAUUUUGUCAUGUUUUCCCCCCCACUUGUAGUUAAUAGUUGUUGAUUCUCAUCUGAUCUCUGUGUGCAUUAUCGCCUAAUUUCUCUGUAAUGGAACAGUCUCUCCUCAAUUGGAUCUCUGAACAUAGAGAUAACCAAGCCUUUAGCUUAA
Messenger RNA from Ricinus communis (castor bean), 2401 nucleotides. RefSeq lists its product as uncharacterized. The transcript is spliced from 15 exons. Lineage: Eukaryota; Viridiplantae; Streptophyta; Magnoliopsida; Malpighiales; Euphorbiaceae. The coding region runs from base 711 to 2192 and encodes 493 amino acids. The record is from RefSeq and is a predicted model, not a curated record.